This is a messenger RNA of Galeopterus variegatus (Sunda flying lemur), 10270 nucleotides long. RefSeq names its product Snf2-related CREBBP activator protein (gene SRCAP). The transcript has 31 exons. Lineage: Eukaryota; Metazoa; Chordata; Mammalia; Dermoptera; Cynocephalidae. Gene Ontology annotation, cellular component: Swr1 complex. The record is from RefSeq and is a predicted model, not a curated record. Gene Ontology annotation, molecular function: DNA binding; ATP-dependent chromatin remodeler activity; ATP binding. The coding region runs from base 1 to 9654 and encodes 3217 amino acids.
AUGACAGGCAGCAAUCCUGUGUCCCCUGCCUCAUCCAGUUCCCCAGCUUCUAGUGGGGCAGGUGGCAUCUCUCCCCAGCACAUAGCUCAAGAUUCCUCUCUGGAUGGACCUCCAGGCCCCCCAGAUGGUGCCACAGUGCCCCUGGAAGGGCUCAGCUUACUCCAGGCUGCUGAUCUGGCUAACAGGGGCCCAAAGUGGGAAAAGAGCCAUGCUGAAAUUGCAGAGCAGGCCAAGCAUGAGGCUGAGAUUGAGACUCGGAUUGCUGAGCUGCGGAAGGAGGGUUUCUGGUCACUGAAGAGGCUGCCUAAGGUACCAGAGCCACCCCGCCCCAAGGGCCACUGGGAUUAUCUGUGUGAAGAGAUGCAGUGGCUCUCUGCUGACUUUGCUCAGGAGCGCCGUUGGAAACGGGGUGUGGCCCGUAAGGUGGUGCGCAUGGUGAUCCGGCACCACGAGGAGCAGCGGCAGAAAGAGGAACGGGCCCGUAGGGAGGAGCAGGCCAAGUUGCGCCGAAUUGCUUCCACCAUGGCCAAGGAUGUCAGGCAGUUCUGGAGCAAUGUGGAGAAGGUGGUACAGUUCAAGCAACAAUCCCGACUUGAGGAAAAGCGCAAAAAAGCUCUGGACCUGCACCUAGACUUCAUUGUGGGGCAAACUGAAAAGUACUCAGAUCUUCUGUCUCAGAGCCUCAACCAGCCGCUAGCCUCCAGCAAAGCGGGCUCUUCCCCUUGCCUCGGCUCUUCCUCAGCUGCCUCCAGUCCUCCACCCCCGGCUUCCCAGCUGGAUGAUGAAGAUGGGGACUUCCAACCCCAAGAGGAAGAGGAAGAGGAUGAUGAGGAGACUAUUGAGGUUGAAGAACAACAGGAAGGCAAUGAUGCAGAGACUCAGAAGCGUGAGAUUGAGCUGCUUCGACAUGAGGGAGAACUGCCACUGGAAGAGCUGCUCCGUUCCCUCCCACCACAGCUGCUGGGAGGCUCUCCCAGCCCCUCUCAAACCCCUUCAUCUCAUGAUAGUGACACCCGAGAUGGGCCUGAAGAAGGUGGUGAAGAAGAAUCCUCUCAGGUGUUGGAGGUAAAGCCCCCACCUUCCUCUGUCAGACAGCAUAACAAGGAGCCUUGGCAUCCAGAUGAAGAUGAUGAAGAGUUUACUGCCAAUGAGGAUGAAGCGGAGGAUGAGGAGGACACCAUAGCAGCUGAGGAGCAGUUGGAAGGGGAUGUGGAUCAUACCAUGGAGCUGAGCGAGUUGGCUCGAGAAGGUGAGCUGUCUGUGGAGGAGCUAUUGCAACAGUAUGCAGGAGCUUAUACCUCUGAUGCUUCUGCCCUGGGCUCUGAGAGCAGUGAAGAGGAAGAGGAAGAUGAAGAUGAGGAGGAUGAGGCAAACAGUUCUGACUGUGAACCAGACAGGGCCACAGAAGCUGAAGAGGCUCCUCAAGAGGACAGUAGCAGUCAGUCAGACUCUGCUGAGGAGCAGAGCGAGGAUGAAGAAAAUGAGCAUUCAGAGGAGGAAGAAACAAGCAGGAGUUCAGAAUCAGACGAAUCUGAGUCUGAUGAGUCUGAGGAUGCCCAAUCACAGAGCCAAGCGGAUGAGGAAGAGGAAGAAGAUGAUGAUUUUGGGGUGGAGUACUUGCUUGCCCGGGAUGAAGAGCGGAGUGAGGCAGAUGGGGGCAGUGGGCCUCCUACCCCAGGGCCCACCACCACUUUAGGCCCUAAGAAAGAAAUUACUGACAUCGCUGCAGCAGCUGAAAGUCUCCAACCUAAGGGUUACACCUUGGCCACUACCCAGGUGAAGACACCUAUCCCCCUGCUUCUGCGAGGUCAGCUCCGGGAGUACCAACACAUUGGGCUGGACUGGCUGGUUACUAUGUAUGAGAAGAAGCUUAAUGGCAUUCUUGCUGAUGAGAUGGGGCUGGGGAAGACAAUCCAGACCAUCUCCCUGCUUGCUCACUUGGCAUGUGAGAAAGGUAACUGGGGUCCCCAUUUAAUCAUUGUUCCUACCAGCGUGAUGUUGAACUGGGAGAUGGAGUUGAAACGUUGGUGCCCCAGCUUUAAAAUCCUAACUUACUAUGGAGCACAGAAAGAGAGGAAGCUCAAGAGACAGGGCUGGACCAAGCCCAAUGCCUUCCAUGUGUGUAUCACGUCUUACAAGCUGGUGCUGCAGGACCACCAGGCCUUCCGCCGCAAGAACUGGCGCUAUCUCAUUCUGGAUGAAGCUCAGAACAUCAAGAACUUCAAGUCACAGCGUUGGCAGUCACUGCUCAACUUCAACAGCCAGAGGCGCCUGCUCCUGACAGGAACUCCCUUGCAGAACAGCCUUAUGGAGCUGUGGUCCUUGAUGCACUUUUUGAUGCCCCAUGUCUUCCAGUCUCAUCGCGAGUUCAAGGAAUGGUUCUCUAACCCCCUCACUGGCAUGAUUGAGGGCAGCCAAGAGUAUAAUGAAGGUCUAGUCAAGCGCCUCCACAAGGUUUUGCGGCCUUUUUUGCUGCGCCGAGUUAAGGUGGAUGUUGAGAAGCAGAUGCCCAAAAAGUAUGAGCAUGUUAUCCGCUGCCGGCUCUCCAAGCGCCAACGCUGUCUCUAUGAUGACUUCAUGGCACAGACCACAACUAAGGAGACACUAGCCACAGGCCAUUUCAUGAGCGUCAUCAACAUCUUGAUGCAGCUUCGAAAAGUCUGCAAUCAUCCAAAUCUGUUUGAUCCUCGACCUGUUACCUCCCCUUUCAUCACCCCAGGCAUCUGCUUCAGCACUGCCUCUCUGGUGCUAAGGGCCACAGAUGUCCAUCCCCUUCAGCGGAUAGAUAUGGGUCGGUUUGACCUUAUUGGCCUGGAGGGUCGUGUCUCUCGAUAUGAGGCUGACACAUUUCUGCCCCGGCACCGCCUCUCUCGUCGGGUACUGCUAGAGGUGGCUACCGCUCCUGACCCCCCACCCCGGCCCAAGCCAGUCAAGAUGAAAGUCAACAGGAUGCUGCAGCCAGUGCCCAAGCAAGAAGGCCGGACAGUGGUGGUGGUGAACAGCCCACGGAUGCCCUUGGGCCCUGUGCCGGUUCGGCCUCUUCCAGUCCCUGAGCUCUCAGCCCAGCCUACCCCCAGCCUGCCCCCCCCAGUGCUGCCAGCACCACUGAUGGUGUCGGCCUCACCUGCUGGGCCCCCACUUAUUCCCGCGUCCCGGCCCCCUGGCCCUGUUCUCUUGCCUCCAUUACAGCCAAGCAGUGGUCCUCUCCCCCAGGUGUUGCCGUCCCCCCUAGGGGUUCUGAGUGGUGGGACCUCACGGCCUCCUACUCCAACUCUGUCCCUGAAGCCGACCCCACCUGCCCCAGUUCGCCUGAGCCCAGCCCCACCUCCAGGCUCCUCUAGCCUGUUAAAGCCCCUGACAGUGCCACCAGGUUACACCUUUCCUCCUAUUGCUGCCACCACCACCUGUACCACCACAGCAGCUGCUACCACCACGGCAGUGCCAGCUCCGAUCCCUGCACCACAGCGCCUCAUCCUGUCUCCCGACAUGCAGGCUCGCCUGCCCUCAGGCGAAGUGGUCAGCAUCGGGCAGUUGGCCUCACUGGCACAACGUCCAGUGGCUAGUGCAGGGGGAAGCAAACCUCUCACCUUCCAAAUCCAGGGCAACAAGCUGACUUUGACUGGUGCCCAGGUGCGCCAGCUUGCUGUGGGGCAGCCCCGCCCGCUGCAAAGGAAUGUGGUGCACCUGGUGUCAGCAGGGGGGCAGCACCACCUCAUCAGCCAGCCUGCCCAUGUGGCCCUCAUCCAGGCUGUGGCCCCGACCCCUGGCCCCACCCCUGUCUCUGUGCUGCCUUCUUCGACCCCCAGCACCACCCCUGCCCCCACUGGCCUCAGCCUUCCGCUUGCUGCUAACCAGGUGCCACCAACCAUGGUGAAUAAUACAGGCGUGGUGAAGAUUGUAGUGAGACAGGCCCCUCGGGAUGGACUGACAGCUGUUCCUUCGUUGGCCCCAGCACCCCGGCCUCCAAGCUCUGGGCUUCCAGCUGUGUUGACACCACGCCCUACAUUAACCCCUGGCCGGUUACCCACACCUCUGGGUACUGCCCGUGGCCCCAUACCCGCGCCCACUCUGGUGAGGCCUCUUCUCAAGCUGGUUCACAGUCCUUCACCUGAAGUCAGUGCUUCAGCACCUGGAGCUGCUCCCUUGACCAUCUCUUCUCCUCUCCAUGUGCCGUCCUCACUCCCUGGGCCAGCCUCUUCUCCAAUGCCAAUUCCCAACUCCUCUCCCCUUGCUAGUCCUGUGUCCUCUACAGUCUCAGUGUCAUCUUCACUCCCCAUCUCUGUCCCCACUACGCUUCCUGUCCCAGCCUCAGCUCCACUCACCAUCCCCAUUUCAGCUCCCUUGCCUAUUACGGCUUCAGGCCCAGCUUUGUUGACCAAUGUGUCCCCAACACUGGCCCCUGUUGUCUCAGUGGCUCCUGGACCUCCGUCUUUGGCACCAGCUGGAGCUUCCCCAUCAGCGUCAACCUUGACUCUGGGUUUGGCCACGUCUCCGUCUCAGACACCUGGUCAUCCUCUGUUGUUGGCUCCCACCUCUUCACAUGUUCCAGGGUUGAACUCAGCCGUGGCCCCAGCAUGCUCACCUGUCCUGGUGCCAGCUUCAGCUCUGGCCAAUCCUUUUCCAGCAGCACCAAAUCCAGCUCAGACUUCCCUUCUGGCUCCAGCACCUUCUGCAUCUCAGGCUCUAGCCACCUCUCUGGCUCCUUUGGCGGCUCCACAGACAGCAAUCCUGGCACCUUCUCCAGCUCCACCUCUGGCUCCUCUUCCAGUUCUGGCACCAUCACCAGGUCCUGCUGCUGUCUUGGCUCCAUCACAGACUCCAGUUCCGGUUGUGGCUCCAUCAUCUACUCCAGGAACCCCUUUAGCCUCAGCGUCUUCAUUGGUGCCAGCCCCAACUCCUGUGUUGUCUCCAUCAACUCAAACUAUGGUACCAGCCCCAGUUCCAUCACCUCUCCCGAGCCCGGCUUCUGCGCAGACACUGGCCUUAGCUCCAGCUUUAGCACCCGCUCUUGGCGGCUCAUCUCCAUCUCAGACACUCUCUUUGGGAACAGGGAACACCCAGGGGCCCUUUUCAACUCAGACAUUGUCAUUGACUCCAGCAUCAUCCCUGGUACAACCUUCAGCCCAGACACUGUCUUUGGCACCAGGACCACCACUGGGUCCAAAUCAGACACUGUCUCUGGCUCCGGCACCCCCUCUGGCUCCAGCUUCUCCAGUGGGCCUGGCUCCAGCUUCUCCAAUGGGCCCAGCCCCAGCUCACACGCUGACUUUGGCUCCGGCAUCAUCAUCUGCUUCACUCCUGGCCCCAGCUUCAGUGCAAACACUUACUUUGAGCCCUGCCCCAGUUCCAGUGCCCACUCUGGGCCCAGCUGCAGCUCAGACCCUGGCAUUGGCACCAGCCUCAACACAGGCCCCAGCUUCCCAGGCAUCUUCCCUUGUGGUUUCGGCAUCUGGCACCACUCCCUUGCCUGUCACCAUGGUAUCCCGGCUGCCUGUUCCCAAGGAUGAGCCUGAGACACUGACAUUGCGCUCUGGUCCCCCCAGCCCUCCCUCCACUGCUGCCUCGUUCAGUGGCCCCCGGCCUCGACGCCAGCCCCCCCCACCACCUCGUUCCCCUUUCUAUCUGGACUCUCUGGAGGAAAAGCGGAAGCGGCAGCGAUCUGAACGCCUGGAACGGAUUUUCCAACUUAGUGAGGCUCAUGGGGCCCUGGCACCCGUGUAUGGGACUGAAGUCCUGGAAUUCUGUACCUUGCCCCAACCUGUUGCCAGCCCCAUCGGCCCUCGUUCUCCUGGCCCCAGCCACCCCACCUUUUGGACUUAUACUGAGGCUGCCCACCGGGCUGUACUGUUACCCCAGCAACGACUAGACCAGCUGUCAGAAAUCAUUGAGAGGUUCAUCUUUGUCAUGCCUCCUGUGGAGGCACCUCCCCCUUCCCUGCAUGCCUGCCACCCACCUCCUUGGCUGGCCCCACGUCAGGCAGCAUUCCAGGAGCAAUUGGCCUGUGAGCUCUGGCCCCGGGCUCGUCCUUUGCAUCGUAUUGUGUGUAACAUGCGCACCCAGUUCCCUGACUUGAGACUCAUCCAGUAUGAUUGUGGAAAGCUGCAAACGUUGGCAGUGCUGUUGCGGCAGCUCAAGGCAGAGGGACACCGGGUGCUCAUCUUCACCCAGAUGACCCGAAUGCUGGAUGUAUUGGAGCAGUUUCUCACCUAUCAUGGCCACCUCUACUUGCGUCUGGACGGGUCUACUAGAGUUGAACAGAGACAGGCCUUGAUGGAACGGUUCAAUGCAGACAAACGCAUAUUCUGCUUCAUCCUUUCAACUCGGAGUGGGGGUGUGGGCGUGAACCUGACAGGAGCAGACACUGUUGUUUUUUAUGACAGCGACUGGAAUCCCACCAUGGAUGCUCAGGCCCAGGAUCGCUGUCACCGAAUUGGGCAGACCCGAGAUGUCCACAUCUAUAGGCUUAUCAGUGAACGGACAGUGGAGGAGAACAUCCUAAAAAAGGCAAAUCAGAAGAGAAUGUUGGGAGACAUGGCCAUUGAGGGAGGCAACUUCACUACAGCCUAUUUUAAACAGCAGACCAUCCGAGAGCUGUUUGAUAUGCCUCUGGAGGAGCCACCUGGCUCAUCUGUACCCCCUGCCCCUGAAGAGGAGGAAGAGACUGUGGCCAGCAAGCAGACCCAUAUUUUGGAGCAGGCAUUGUGUCGGGCAGAAGAUGAAGAGGAUAUCCGUGCGGCCACCCAGGCCAAGGCUGAACAGGUGGCUGAGCUUGCAGAAUUUAAUGAGAAUGAUGGGUUUCUUGCUUGUGAGGGAGAAGAGGCCAGUCGGCCUGGGGCUGAGGAUGAGGAGAUGUCCCGGGCCGAGCAGGAAAUUGCUGCCCUUGUAGAACAGCUGACUCCCAUUGAGCGGUAUGCCAUGAAGUUCCUGGAAGCCUCUCUGGAGGAGGUGAGCCGGGAGGAACUCAAGCAGGCAGAAGAGCAAGUGGAAGCUGCCCGAAAAGACCUGGACCAAGCCAAGGAGGAGGUGUUCCGCCUACCCCAAGAGGAGGAGGAGGGGUCGGGGGCUGGGGAUGAGAUUUCCUGUGGGAGUGGUGGAGGCAGCCACCGGCGCAGUAAGAAGGCCAAGGCCCCUGAGAGGCUGGGGACUCGAGUUAGUGAGCGUCUUCGUGGAGCCCGGGCUGAGACUCAAGGGGCAAACCACACUUCUGUCACAUCCACCCAUCAUACCCGGAGCACCACCACGACCCCCCGCUGCAGCCCUGCCAGGGAGCGAGUUCCCAGGCCAGCACCUAGGCCUCGACCCACUCCAGCUUCAGUUCCUGCUGCAAUUCCUGCCCCAAUCCCUGUACCAACCUCUGUGCCAAUACCCAUUUCAUCCCCAAAUUCAAUAACCAUUCUUCCUGUCCAUAUAUUGCCUUCUCCCCCACCUCCUUCUCUGCAGAUUCCUCCCUCCUAUUCUCCUGCCUCUACUCCUCCUUCCUGUACUCCUCCACCAGCUCAUACUCCACCACCAGCCCAAACCUCUCUCUUAACUCCUUCCUCUCCUCUCUUGCUUGGUCCACCUUCUGUGCCCAUCCCUCCCUCAGUCACCAGCCUCCCCUUGGGAUCGGGGCCUGAGGCAGAACUGUGUGCACAGUCGGCAUCUGCAGAGUCCCUGGAGCUGGCUGGCAUGGCCAGUUCUGAGACCUCCUCACUUACUCUUGUGCCCCCUAAGGAUCUGUUGCCAGUUGCUGUUGAGAUCCUGCCCAUGUCAGAGAAGCACCUUACUCUUACCCCUUCUGCACCUAGUCCAACCCUGGAAGCUGACAGUGUCCCCAACGGUCAAGAGCAGGAAGUACCAGGUCCUGCUGAGGGGACCAUCCUCACAAUGCUGCCUGCUGGUGAGGAGCUAUCCAUGUGUCUGAGUGAGAGCAAUGGGCUGGCGCUCCCAACCUCAGCAACAUCCGAUGAGCCACUUCAGGAGCCAUUGGAGGCUGACAGGAACUCAGAAGAGCUGGUGGGGGCCCACACCCCAACCUGCAGCCCAGAGAAGCCACAGGAAGUUGUUACAGCUGAGGUCGCAGCCCCGUCAACUUCAUCUUCCACCACCUCCUCACCUGAAGGUCCAUCACCUGCCCGACCCCCUCGGCGUCGCACCAGUGCUGAUGUAGAAAUUAGGGGUCAGGGGGCUUGUCGGCCAGGUCAACCUCCAGGCCCCAAAGUGCUUCGCAAACUGCCAGGACGGCUAGUAACUGUGGUAGAGGAAAAGGAACUGGUGAGGCGACGGCGGCAACAGCGAGGAACUGCCAGCACACUAGUGCCUGGAGUCUCUGAGACUAGUGCCAGCCCGGGAAGCCCAUCUACCCGCAGCAUGUCAGGGCCAGAAUCCUCACCUCCCACCAGUGGGGCCUGUGAUGCUGCUCCCCCAUCCUCACUGCCCAGCCCAACCCAGCAGUCCUUCAUAGCUCGUCGCCACAUUGAGCUGGGGGUGACUGGUAGGGGCAGCCCAGAGAAUGGAGAAGGGGCACCGCUUGCCAUCACCCCACCUGCUGUUAAACGACGGAGGGGGAGGCCCCCCAAGAAGAACAAGUCUCCAGUAGAUGCUGGGAGAGGGGUGGAUGAGGCACCUUCAUCUGCCUCUAAGGGAAAAACCAAUGUGGCUGACCCAGUCUCUGGGGCUGAGACUCUAAUUGUUGCAGAGCCUGUCCUGGGACCCCAGCUUAUUCUUGGGCCCCAGCUUCUUGGGCCCCAGCUAGUUCACAGACCCGAGCCCAUCCUGUCACCUGUGGAGAAAAGAAGGCGUGGGCGGCCCCCUAAGGCACGAGAUUUGCCCAUCCCUGGGACCAUUUCCUCUCCAGGGGAUGGCAACUUAGAGAGUCGGACACAGCCACUCCCACUACCACCCCCUUUGCCACCACUCCCACCACUGCUAGCCUGUCCCACUGCUACUGUUGCCAACACUGUUACCACUGUCACCAUUUCAACGUCCCCACCUAAGCGGAAGAGGGGCCGACCUCCUAAGAAUCCACCAUCGCCUCGGCCCAGCCAGCUCCCUGUCUUGGACCGUGACAGCUCUUCUGUCCUUGAGAGCUGUGGAUUGGGGAGGCGGCGGCAACCCCAGGGCCAGGGGGAAAGUGAGGGUAGUUCCUCUGAUGAGGAUGGAAGCCGCCCCCUCACCCGUCUGGCCCGGCUGCGGCUUGAAGCAGAGGGAACACGGGGACGAAAGAGUGAAGGGUCCAUGGUGGUGGCCGUAAUUCAGGAUGACCUGGAUUUAGCAGAUAGUGGGCCAGGCGGGUUAGAAUUGACACCUCCUGUGGUCUCAGCCCCCAAACUGCGUUCGACCCGGCUGCGUCCAGGGUCUCUAGUCCCUCCACUAGAGACUGAGAAGGUGCCUCGCAAGCGGGCAGGGGCCCCAAUUGGUGGGGGUCCUGGGCUGGCAAAGCGGGGCCGCCCACAGCCCCCAAGUCCCUUGGGCCCUGAGGGUUCAGUAGAGGAGUCUGAGGCUGAAGCUUCGGGUGAGGAGGAGGAAGGGGAUGGGACCCCACGCCGCCGGCCUGGACCCCGCAGGCUUAUUGGGACCAUCAACCAAGGGGACCAGCGCAUCCUGCGCAGCAGUGCCCCUCCCCACCUGGCUGGUCCUACCAUUAGUCACAGAGGCCGCAAGGCCAAGACGUGAGUGGACUGCACCUCCACCUGGGCUUUCCAUCACGGCUGCGCUCCUUCCAUGACCAGGCCUGACUCAACCACUACUUGAAGUCUUUUGAGGGGGGAAAGCCUCCAGGGAGACAGGAGCCUUCUCCCUUCUUUCCACCAAAGUAGGGGGUAGGCUGCUGGUUGUCAUGGAAACGGGGCUCAUCACAGUCCUUCCCUUUCACCCCACAUGGCUGGGCAGUGUUAAGGGUGGCAAGAUCGUCUCUGUCCCCACCCCCUUGUACUUGACUCCCCAGCUGUCUUUCAUAGCCCCCCACCCUUAGGGGAAGGGGGAGGGGCUUCUCUACAACGAGGUUUUUUUUUUUUUUUUUUUUCCUUUUUCUUUUUCUUUUUUUUUUUAAGAAGAAAAAAUAAUAAACUUAGUUUCUGUACGAGCAUCCGCGUAAGGAGGCUUCUGAUUUUCUGGUCUGGUGGAGGGUUGGGUGGGAACUGGGGCAUUGUUUUUCUCUUCUCUUUUGCUCUUGGAAAGACCCUAGUACCUGAUCUCUAACUCAGGGUUCUAUACCUUUGAGGCAAAAAUCACCCAUGGAGAGGGAAGAUUGGCAAAUCUGAUCUCCUGCUAGGGUGCCUUUUCCUGUCAC